AUGGCCGGGCUACGCGUCCUGCUGUGCCUUGGGGCGCUUCUGGCCCGCCAGGGCUCCGCAGACCUGGGUGCUGUGGCCAUCGGCGAAGUCCAUGAGAACGUUACUCUUCACUGUGGCAACGUGUCGGGAUCCAGGGGCCUGGUGACCUGGUACCGGAAUGACUCAGAGCCCAUCUUCCUGCUCUCCUCCAAUUCCAGCCUCCCUCCAGCUUCGCCUCGUUUUUCUCUAGAGGAUGCAGGUGCCCUGCAUGUGGAGGCACUGAGUCUGGAGGAUGACGGCAACUACACCUGCCGGGAGGUUCUGAAUGAGACCCAUUGGUUCCAUGUGUGGCUGAAGGUGGCCAGUGGCCCUGAUCAGAUUGCGGUUAACAUCUCAGCCACUGGCGCCCUCUCCAACGGUACCCUGUACACAGCCUGGGGCUCACGGGUGGACUUCAGCUGCCAUAGCUCGUCACAGCCUCCGCCUGAGAUGGAGUGGUGGCUCCAGACCCAUAUCCUGGAGUCCUUAGGAAAGAACCUGACGGCCAACAGCUUCACACUGUUGCAGAUGUCACAGAACCUCCAAGGCAACUACACCUGCUCAGCCACCAACGUGCUCAGCGGGAGACAGCGAAAGGUGACCACCGAGCUCCUGGUCUACUGGUCUCCUCCAUCAGCUCCUCAGUGCUCAGUGGCAGUGUCUUUGGAAUCAGCCACCCUGGAACUCACCUGUAGCUGGGAUGGGGGAUACCCUGACCCAACCUUCCUGUGGACUGAAGAGCCUGGAGGGACUGUCCUGGGGAAUUCAAAGCUGCUAACACUGAGACCGGCUCAGCUGUCGGAGAGCAGGGAGUUCAAAUGCGUUGGGAGCCACAUAGUGGGACCAGAGUCGGGAGCCAGCUGUGUGGUACAGAUCUCGAGCCCCUUACUUGCUUCUCAGCCCAUGAAGACUUGCUUCAUGGGGGGCAACGUGACACUCACCUGCCAAGUGACAGGUGCCAACCCACCUGCCAGGAUCCAGUGGCUGAGGAACCUCACAAAGCCAGAGACGGCCAUCCAGCCCAGCAGCCACUAUCAGAUCACCCAGCACAGCCAGGGCUCUUCCCUCACCAUCUACAGCUGCUCGCAGGACGUGGAUGAGGGCUUCUACUUCUGCCGGGCUGAGAACCUUGUGGGGGUGAGGGCUGUAGACAUCUGGCUGAGUGUGAAAGAACCUGUGAACGUCGGGGGCAUCGUGGGGACAGUGGUGAGCCUCCUCCUGCUGGGACUGGCCAUUGUCGCGGGGCUCAUGCUGUACUAUAGUCCUGUGUUCUGCUGGAAAGCAGGGAGCACUUUGAGGGGACAGGACAUGGGUGAUGUCAUGGUUUUGGUGGAUUCUGAAGAGGAAGACGAGGAGGAGGAAGAGGAGGAAGGCGUUGAAGAGGCAGAGCAGGAGACUUACGAGAGAGAGGGGUUGCCGAAAGAGAUGCGUAAGCACGGACACAUUCACAGAGUGACUGCACUGGUCAACGGAAACCUAGACCGCCUGGGGAAUGGACUCCAGGAGCUGCAUGAUGACAGUGAUGAACGGCAAAGUGACAUUGUUGAAGAGGAAGACAAGCCGGUGUGAUGAAGGUAGUCCACUGUCAACGGGUUUUGCAAGUCCAUUCCGUUUUGACUGCCCUCUCACCGAGGCCCUGCCCUGCCCAGGAACUUGCAUUAGUGACAGCUGGGGUCUCCCAGCACGGGCACUCAUCUCUCCUCCCAUCUUCAUCUGGUGUGAGUUACCUCACGGCGGUGGGGUGGCGUGAAGUGCACUGGGGAGAUGCAGCAGAUGCAGAUACGGGCAAAGCUACAGUGGUGCCUGAGGUGCCACUUUGCUGAGACACCUGGCUCUUCCCAGGUUGAUCUCCUGUG
Messenger RNA from Phodopus roborovskii (desert hamster), 1874 nucleotides. RefSeq names its product V-set and immunoglobulin domain containing 10 (gene Vsig10). The transcript is spliced from 9 exons. Lineage: Eukaryota; Metazoa; Chordata; Mammalia; Rodentia; Cricetidae. Bases 1 to 1587 code for a protein of 528 amino acids. The record is from RefSeq and is a predicted model, not a curated record.